AUGACUUCAGCACUUUAUUUGGAGCAUUAUCUUGAUAGUCUCCAGCACUUGCCCAUAGAAUUACAAAGAAAUUUCAAGUUGAUGCGGGAUUUAGACGAUAGAGCUCAUGGUUUAAUGAGGACAAUUGAUCUUAUGGCUGAUGAAUUACUGCCGAAUAUUCCUAAAAUGGACGAAGAAACGCAAAAAGAAAAGGAAAAUACAAUACAAGGGCUAUUUAAUAAAGCUAAGGAAUACGGUGACGAUAAGGUUCAGCUCGCUAUUCAAACAUACGAGUUAGUGGACAAACACAUACGGCGCCUUGACUCUGACCUCGCACGUUUCGAGUCCGAAAUUCAAGAGAAAGUCAUGAGUUCUCGGGCAGCGCAACAAGCUGCUAGUGAACAGGAAGUUACUCCAACAACUGUUAAGAAGGGCAGAAAGAAGAAUAAAAGUAGUGACAAGACUGUUUCAUCGACGGGAAAGAAAAAACGACAAGGUGCGUCGAGCGAAGACGACGCCGUCGCGAGUGGUAGGUCGGCAGCUAAGAAGAAGGCCUCAAAAAAGGGUUCAGGAGGUUCAGCUAACCCAACUAAAGAACAAGAAGAAAGUGGUGACUUAGAUUCUGUGGCUGGCAUGACCCAUCCUAGUGAUGUAUUAGACAUGCCUGUUGAUCCAAAUGAACCCACAUAUUGUUUGUGUCAUCAAGUGUCCUAUGGUGAAAUGAUUGGUUGUGAUAACCCAGAUUGCCCUAUUGAAUGGUUCCAUUUUGCAUGUGUUGACCUUAAAAUUAAACCUAAAGGUAAAUGGUAUUGUCCUAAAUGUACCCAGGAUAGAAAAAAGAAAUGA
Messenger RNA from Pieris macdunnoughi, 825 nucleotides. The record is from the annotation of a GenBank genome assembly. Lineage: Eukaryota; Metazoa; Arthropoda; Insecta; Lepidoptera; Pieridae.